GGGGCCAUUUAUUACCUUCACCCUCGUGCGUGCGUGUCCUCAUUUCAGUAUCGUCGUAGCAGCCCAUCGUAGCUCCAUCUGCUCUCAAUAUCAUGGAUAGAGCACGGAAAGAUACCACACAAACAGGCUUGUCGUUACAUGCGCAAUCAUCAAUGUCUAAUCCGCCCCUGAAACGCCGAACUCGGAAGCGUCUAGAUGAUGGCGUCGACAAGCUCUGGAAACUAUCCAACGUCAACAAGUCAAGGGAUUCGUUUUCGGCGUUGAAUUUCGACGUUAUAUUCCAUCUUUGUACUUUUUUGCAUCCAAUGGACCUUCUUAAUCUCGCUCGUACAUCAAAGCCUUUUCGUCAGCUUUUGAUGUCAAAAUCAUCUGCCUUCAUAUGGAAGUUCUCCCGCUUGCAAGUGGAAGACAUGCCACAAUGCCCCCCAGAUCUAAACGAACCACAGUAUGCAAAUUUGGCGUUUGGCCUUUACUGCCAGAACUGUGGGAAAGUGGGCCAGUGUCUGUUUUGGCAAUUUCGUGCGAGAUACUGCACAUCCUGUGUAAAGAUAUGGUAA
Serpula lacrymans var. lacrymans S7.9 is the source of this 557-nucleotide messenger RNA. RefSeq lists its product as uncharacterized. The transcript is spliced from 3 exons. NCBI's taxonomy places the organism in Eukaryota, Fungi, Basidiomycota, Agaricomycetes, Boletales, Serpulaceae. Bases 93 to 557 code for a protein of 154 amino acids. Gene Ontology annotation, molecular function: protein binding. The record is from RefSeq and is a predicted model, not a curated record.